CGGGGUGCCUGAGACGUAUAAAGCUGCAACAUGGCGACUCUCCGAAGAGACUACGGAGAGUGGCGAUACAACCGUUUUUAAAACAUAUAGUUACGCCUCGUGCAAUGUGGCGGGAUUAGCACAAGCCUCGACACCCACAACAUUGUAAACUAUGUUUGCAGAGGCCAGUCUGUCUGUGUGGGGAUGGGGGGGUCUAGGAGUGGUGCUGUUCCUCAUCACUUUUGGACCCUUCGCUGUCUUCUACCUGGCCUUCUAUAUCUUCUGCUUCGUAGGAGGUGGUUUUGCGGUCACUCUGUUGUUUGGGAAAACCAACUCAGAGAGACAUCUAGAGAGGUGUGAACACUCCUAUCUUCCGGCCACGCACACGGGUAUACUGAAGACAUUGGAUGAGAUGAGACUGGAGUCGAAGCCUAUACAGAUAGACAGGAGACUGACUGGCUCCAACUACAUAGACGAGCCUCUUCAACAGGUCAUCCAGUUUGCUUUGAGAGAUUAUAUCCAGUACUGGUAUUACACUCUGAGUGAGGAUGAUUCUUUUCUGCUGGAAAUCAGACAGACGGUCCAGAAUGCUCUGGUACAGUUCUCCACACGGUCUAAAGAGGUGGACUGGCAGCCUUAUUUGACCACCAGACUGGUGGAUGACUUUGCUACUCACCUUCGAGUCUUCAGAAAGGCCCAAGACAGACUGGAGGACAGUAAACAGAGGGACUUGUCGGAGGAGAUGGUGGAGUCAUUCUUUGAGGCGGAGGUGGAGAUGGAGAGGAACAUCUGUAGAGACGUGGUCUGCACCUCCCUGAAGGAUGAAGAAGGGUUCCUGAGGGAUCUGUGUGAGGUGCUGCUCUACCUGUUACUACCUCCUGGAGACUUCCACAACAAGAACAUGAGAUACUUCCUCAGGGAGAUUCUGGCGCGAGGCGUUCUCCUUCCCCUGGUCAACCAGCUGAGUGAUCCUGAUUACAUCAACCAGUUUGUUAUCUGGAUGAUCCGGGACUCGAGCUGUAACUACGAGGCUUUUAUGAACAUCUUGAAGCUGACAGAGAGAGUGUCUGAACUGGAGGCCGUUAAAGACAAGGCCCUGGAGGAACUACAGUACCUACGAUCACUGGACACCGCAGGAGACGAUAUCAAUGUAAUAAAGAACCAGAUCAACAGUCUGAUGUUUGUGAAGAAGGUCUGUGAGACCAGGAUACAGAGGCUACAGUCUGGGAAGGAGGUGGAUGCUCUGAAACUAGCGGCAAACUUGGGCAAGCUGUGCAUCAUACCACUGGAGCACAUUCUGGUACACAACAUCGCCCUGCAGUUCUUUAUGGACUACAUGCUGGUGGCUGGGGCCCAGGCAGAGCUGUUCUUCUGGCUGACAGUGGAGGGCUACAGAGUAACAGCCCAGCAACAACUAGAGGUGAUGGAGGGAUGGCAGAAGGAUGGAAGGAAGGGAGGAGACACUAAAGGACUGCUGAAGGCUGCAGCACUAGGGGUGUAUGAACAGUACUUAUCUGAUAAGGCGUCCCCCAGGGUGCAGGUAGAUGAGGCGUCUGUUCUCCAACUGGGAGAGAAGCUGCAGAAGGACAGCGACCCCACGCCAGAGAUAUUCGACGACAUCCAGACCAAGGUGUAUGACAUGAUGCUUCGUGAUGAGAGGUUCUACCCGUCGUUCAGACAGAGUCCUCUCUACAUCCGGAUGUUAGCUGAGCUGGACAUGCUCAAAGAACCCUCCUAUAGAGGAUCAGAUGACGGAGACGGAGAAUCGUUCAACGGUUCUCCAACAGGAAGCAUUCAUCUGUCUCUAGAUGACCUGUCGAACUCCUGCCAUGAUGACAAUAUACAGCUACACGCCUUCAUCUCUGAUACAGGGGUGUGUAACGACCACGGCAAGACCUACGCCCUCUACGCCAUCACUGUGUUGCGCCGUAACCACGACGGCAGCGAAGACUCCUGGAAGACCUACCGACGCUACUCUGACUUCCACGAUUUCCACAUGAGGAUCACGGAGCAGGUGAAGUUUGAGAAUUUGACGGCGAUCCUGAAGCUGCCGGGGAAGAAGACGUUCAACAACAUGGACAGAGACUUCCUGGAGAGGAGGAAAAAGGACCUGAACUCGUACCUACAGCUGCUGUUGAAUCCAGAGAUGAUGAAGGCCUGUCCUACUCUGGUUCACUACGUCUACGACUUCCUGGAGAAUAAACAGUACAGCAAGGGGAAGGGAGAUUUCGCUCGCAAGAUGGAUACGUUUGUGAACCCCUUGCGUAGCUCGAUGCGUAACGUGUCCAACGCUGUGAAGGGCCUGCCAGACAGUCUGGCUGGAGGGAUGAACAAGGCUGCUGACAACAUGGGACGCAUGUCAGAGAAACUGGGACAGGACAUAAAACAGGCCGUGUUCAAGGUGCCUCCAAUGCUCCCCAAGUCUGACUUUGACCCAGAGCACUGCCGAGUCUCGGCCCAGCUGGACGACAAUGUAGAUGAUAACAUCCCCCUGCGUGUGAUGCUGCUGUUGAUGGAUGAGGUGUUUGACCUGAAGGAGAGGAACCAGUGGCUCCGCAGGAACAUCAAGAACCUUCUGCAGCAACUCAUCAGAGCCACAUACGGAGACACUAUCAACAGGAAGAUCGUGGAUCAUGUGGACUUCAUGACAGCUCCAGAACAGGUGGCCGACUACGUCAAGAAGUUCCGGGAUUCGUACUGGCCCAACGGAAUCCUGGCCGAGUCUCCGCCACGCAGGGACAAGAACAUCCGCAUGAGGACGAGGGUCGCGGCCAAGACCAACCUAUUGGGAAUCAUGCCAGAUGAGUUGAAGCACAUCAUCGGGGCGGAUACGACUCGUAAGGGAAUCCUGCGUGUGUUUGACAUGUUCCAACACGGACCAAUGAAUCGUCGGCUGGUCUACGUGCUCCUAGAAGGCUUCCUGGAGACCCUGUUCCCUCACUACAAGUUCCCUGAGCUGUUUGUUAAACUCCACUCUCGCUCGCCGCGCACAGCCAGAUACACACAGAAAGUCAAGAGCAACUUCCCCAAGAGGUGACAGGAGACUGGAAGUGGGCAGGGUUACCGGGUGACACCCGGUGUCAGAGAAAAGAGGGAGGAGAGUUGUGGGGAGGGUGUGUGCUGUUGAGAAGAGGUUAACGUGUGUGUGUGUGUGUGUGUGUUCUGCCCUCGUUCGAAGGGAUUGUUGGGACCAUCCUAGUUGUUAACUCUGCCCUGCUCUCCACUUCCCCUACGUGCCUCACAAACACACUCCUGUAGCGUGGACAAACUGAUUUGGGUUUUAUUUGUUUUAUGCUAACUGUUUUAUUGUAGAUGUGUUGUCAGACUGGCACAGCUGCUCUGAUGAGAGCUGCUCUGAUAUGCCCAGCAGGUGAUCUCACUUCCUGAUACCAGGCCACGUAUACAGAAAUAGAUUGAUAGGGGAGGGGGGAAUAUGGCAUAGAGGAUGCCAUGGUUUGUGAGACAGAAAGCGUCAACCACAUCCGGUUCUGCAAGGCGUUUGUUUGUCACGUUUUUGUUGGCUUUUUCUUUUUUUGUGUCAAUGUGACGUCAUAAUCCUCUAGAACACGAGGAGGCUGAGUUUGAUCUAAAGUCCACUCCCCCUUUUUAAUGCGCCUGUCAGUAGCCAUGACAACCACAGCUCUAACUGUUUUUGUUUGUUUGUUUACGGGGAUGAUGGACAGCUCUACUGUGCUUCAUGUUCAUGGAAAGCAGGAUAUGAACAGCUCCCCUGCCGGUGAGGGUAAAUGUGAAAGGACCCGUUCUAAUGGACUGACACAGUCUCAUAGUAAUCCACUACAUUUUGGAAUGAGACAGAAUGAAAUGACAGGCCAGACUGUGAAUGUUGCUGUCUGUAGAGUAGAAUGUACUCACUGGGCGUGUGUGUGUUUGAGAAUGUGUGUGUGUUUGAGAAUGUGUGUGUGUUUGAGAGUGUGUGUGUGUUUGAGAAUGUGUGUGUGUUUGAGAGUGUGUGUGUGUGACACAGUCUUUGUGUGUGACACAGUGUUUGAGAGUGUGUGUGUGUGCGUUUGAGAGUGUGUGUGUGUGCGUUUGAGAGUGUGUGCGUUUGAGAGUGUGUGUGUGCGUUUGAGAGUGUGUGUGCGCGUUUGAGAGUGUGUGUGUGUGUGUGUGUGUGUGUGUGUGUGUGUGUGUGUGUGUGCAGUAAGAUGCAGCCCUCCCCAGUCAGACACUGUGCCAGUGUGCUGCCCAUGCUAUAGUAUCAUACCACUAAGUAACAAAGAGAAAACACACUGAUAUCCCUGCUAUAUCACACUUUCAUUCAGAGAAAAUUUCAUUUUGUGCAAUAUUUUUAUUUGACGCCUGAGUUUUUGAAUAAUUGUAUAAAAAUGGAAAAGUAUACCGUUUUGGAAAAAUUGUAUAAAAGGUGAAAGAAUUCUUCCCCCUUCCCAAUGAAAUUCUAACCCUACAUUCCGUUGUAACAAAAACAAACAUCUACAUUUAAUUGCAGACUCGUUUUAUACGUCUUUUUUUAAUUAUUAUUUUACUCCUGAUGAAUGUGGUUUCCAUGCCGAUGUGUCAGCAAGAGUGAUCUAGCCAGUCGAGCUAAAGCCUCUGGAUAGAAAGCUAUAGUUCAUUGGUCUAGAGAUAUGGUGGAAGGGCUUAUUAUGCAUAUGAACCUGUUGAUUGGAGAGUGAACAGGAAUUAUUCACUGUUGUAUGAACCAAUGACAGGAGAGACGUUGGGUCAUCUGUCCAAUCAAAUCGCAGGAAAGCCAUGUUUCUGUAGAAUCACUGCUAAAUAACGCUUAGUACCGGAGUUCUUUCAUUCGCCGAACAGAGCUCCAUUCCACUGCUGCCAUUGGAUGGAACUGUCCCUCUGCUGUGAUUGGCUGGCACUGAACAGCUCUAGACUGUGAUUGGCAGUGUGAGGACAUGAAUUCUGAGCUGUGUGACUUUUUAAAAGGAAGUGGAUAUUUGUCCGCGGACAAGGGAGGUGACAAGGGGAACCCCACAGGACUUCAUCUUUAAAGCCUCCAUUCGGGAUGUCUCGGCUAUUGAUGUCCACAGGGUUUACCCCGCGUCAAUGUUUUCCUGCGUUGGAUUAAUCAAUAAAUGAACGGGGCACAGAAUCUAACAGAGGAACACAAUAUGAGACAACACUGCAAGCAUCAUGUACAUUUGAAUGAAGCGUUGCUAUGAAAAGCCGGGAUCUCCUAGUACAUUAUGAAUCUAUGAUAAUGAACCAUGUGCAUAUCUGUGUACAGUAUGUGUCUAUAGUGUGCCUAAAUGUUCCGUUAACUCUAUUUUCAUAUUGUUCAUUAACAAAAGGCUGAGGAUCAAAAAGAAUGUCAUGGUCAUUUUAGACUGAAGAGAACUCUAAAGACUCUGGAGCCAGAGAACUCUAAAUACUCUGGAGCCAGAGAACUCUAAAGACUCUGGAGCCAGAGAACUCUAAAGACUCUGGAGCCAGAGAACUCUAAAGACUCUGGAGCCAGAGAACUCUAAAGACUCUGGAGCCAGAGAACUCUAAAUACUCUGGAGCCAGAGAACUCUAAAGACUCUGGAGCCAGAGAACUCUAAAGACUCUGGAGCCAGGGGUAGGUUCUAGAAGCUGGGGUGGUCAUCCCUCCUCCUGGAGAACUUUUUCUCCAACCCUGCUCUAUUCUAACACACCUAAUUUAACCAAUCAAGGUGUUGAGGAGGAGCAGCAGCAGCUGUUUAGCAGGACCAGGUGUGUUAGAGCAGAAUCCUGCUCAGGAUGGGUAGCUCUCCAGGAGCACAGUUGGAGACUCCUGUUCUGGGGUCUUUUUUUUUUGCAUCAUGCUUAUCAAACUAUUCCUUUGGAAACGCUGAACUCAGAUCAGCAUAACACUAAUAAUAAAAUGGUAACUGAC
Molecule: messenger RNA, 5833 nt
Organism: Oncorhynchus nerka (sockeye salmon)
Lineage: Eukaryota; Metazoa; Chordata; Actinopteri; Salmoniformes; Salmonidae
Product: sorting nexin-13-like
Exons: 26
Coding region: 152-3016 (954 amino acids)
Cellular component (GO): early endosome
Molecular function (GO): phosphatidylinositol binding
Source: RefSeq, a predicted model, not a curated record